Balearica regulorum gibbericeps (East African grey crowned-crane) is the source of this 4116-nucleotide messenger RNA. The record is from RefSeq and is a predicted model, not a curated record. NCBI's taxonomy places the organism in Eukaryota, Metazoa, Chordata, Aves, Gruiformes, Gruidae.
AUGCCUGACAUCAACUUAAACCUGAAAGGUCCCAAGGUGAAAGGAGACGUGGAGCUUUCUGCACCUGAUCUGGAAGGCCCUAAGGUUGAGAUUGAUGCUCCCGACCUUGACAUCAAAGGCCCUGAAGGGAAGCUGAAGGGCCCCAAGUUCAAGAUGCCCGAGAUGCACAUCAAGGCUCCCAAAAUUUCCACGCCAGACUUUGAUCUGAACCUGAAAGGUCCCAAAGUUAAAGGAGAUGUCGACGUGUCCAUGUCAGGAAUUGAAUGUGAACUGAAAGGGCCGGAGGUCAAUAUCAGUGCUCCUAAAUUAGACGUAGGUGCCCCUGAUGUUGAUAUUGACAGCCCAGAGGGUAAAUUUAAGCUUCCUAAAUUCAAAAUGCCCAAGUUUUCCAUGCCUGGCUUUAAAGGGGAGGGUGUGGAUGUGGAUGUGAACCUCCCCAAGGGAGACAUUGACAUUUCGGGCCCCAGCAUAGACGUAGAGGCUCCUGAUCUGAAUGUGGAUGGAAAAAUCAAAGGUCCCAAACUUACGAUGCCUGAAAUGCACGUGAAGGCUCCCAAGGUCUCCAUCCCUGAUGUCGACUUCAACAUCAAGGGGCCUCAACUGAAAGGAGAUGUAGAUGUUUCCGGACCCAGGCUUGAAGGUGAUUUGAAAGCACCCCAAAUUGAUGUGAAAGCCCCCAAAAUAGACAUCGAGGCUCCCGAUGUGACCAUCGAAGGGCCAGAAGGGAAACUGAAAGGCCCAAAAUUCAAGAUGCCAGAAAUGCACAUCAAGGCGCCCAAAUUCUCCAUGCCCGAUGUUGACUUCAAUCUGAAGGGCCCCAAGCUGAAGGGUGAUGUCGACGUCUCAGGACCAAAGUUGGAAGGGGAUUUGCAGUGUCCGGAUGUUGACAUCAAAGGCCCCAAGUUGGACAUUCAGGCACCGGAUGUGAACAUCGAAGGGCCAGAUGGAAAACUGAAAGGCCCAAAAUUCAAGAUGCCAGAAAUGCACAUCAAGACUCCCCAGAUCUCCAUGCCAGACAUAGACUUGAACCUAAAGGGACUGAAGCUGAAAGGAGAUGCGGAUCUUCAGGGCCCAAAGCUCGAGGGAGGUCUGAAGGGUCCUGAAGUUGAUAUUAAGGGCCCCAAAAUAGAUAUUGAGGGCCCAGAGGUUGACGUCGAUGGUCUGGAGGGAAAAAUGAAGCUGCCUAAAAUGAAGCUGCCCAAGUUUGGCUUAAAAGGAGAAGGCCCUGACAUGGAUGUGAACCUGCCAAAGACAGAAGUCGAUCUUUCGGGCCCCAAGGUAGACAUCAGUGUCCCAGAUGUGAGCGUCGAAGGUCCAGAGGGCAAACUGAAAGGUCCUAAACUGAAGAUGCCAGAAAUGCACGUGAAUGUUCCUAAAAUCUCAAUGCCUGAGAUAGACUUGAAUCUGAAAGGCCACAAAACGAAGGGAGGCUUUGACAUUUCAACCCCAAAGAUAGAAGGCAACCUGAAAGGUCCUGAAGUUGAUAUCAAAGGCCCAGAAUUUGGAGUCAGAAGCCCUGAAGUUGAUGUUGAAUGUCCCGACCUGAACUUUGAAGCCCCAGAGGCAAAUGUCAAAUUUCCCAAGUUUAAGAAGUCAAAGUUUGGGUUUGGGAUGAAAAGCCCGAAGGCAGAAAUCAAGGUCCCCGGGGUGGAAGCGGAUUUACCCGAGGCGGAGCUGAACGUGGAGUCGCCUGAUGUCAGCGUCGCUGGCAAGGGUAAGAAGAGCAAGUUCAAGAUGCCAAAACUUCAUAUGAGUGGUCCUAAAGUUAAAGGAAAGAAAGGAGGGUUCGACGUGAAUGUGGCUGGUGGAGAGCUCGAUGCGAAUUUGAAAUCUCCUGACCUGGAUGUGAAUGUAGCUGGUCCGGAUGUGACGAUAAAAGGCGAUGCUGCAGUGAAGUCCCCCAAAGGAAAGAAACCCAUGUUUGGGAAAAUCUCCUUCCCAGAUGUUGAAUUUGAUCUUAAAUCGCACAGAUUCAGAGGGGAUGCUUCCGUGGCAGUCCCAAAAAUAGAGGGGGAACUUAAAGCGCCUGAUCUAGACGUCUCUCUGCCGACUGCCAAAGCUGAUGUAAAGGGCCCGAGUCUCAACGUGGACAUUGAAGGUUCUGACGUGAGCCUGAAGAAACCAAAGUUCAAACUUCCCAGUGGGCAGGUGGGCGUAGGGGACGUGAAAAUUGAGGGCGACCUGAAAGGACCCACCAUUGAUGUUGCUGUUCCCUCGAUCUCGGUACCAGAUGUCGACUUAAAUGUGAAAGGACCAAAAGUAAAAGGUGAAGUUGGUGUUCCUGGAGUAGAACUGGAAGGUCUGAAAUUGCCCAAGGUGGGGAAAAUGGGUCUUGGUUUGGAAAUGCCGGAUGCGAACUUGGAUGUCUCGGUCCCGGCCGUGGAAGGAAGCGUGAGCCUCCCUUCGGCUGAGGUCAACCUCCGAGGUGUUGAUGUAAAGCUCAAAGGGCCCCAAAUCUCUGGACCUGAUUUUGAUGGAAACCUGAAAGGACCAAAAAUAAAGGGAGAUCUGGACGUUUCGAGUUCUGUGGAAGGGCCGAGCGUCAGCGUGGACGCACCAGGCAUUGACAUUGGAGGCUUGGGAGGAAAGCUGAAGCUGCCAAAGUUUAAAUCCCCCGCUAUAGAGGCACCUGAUCUGAGCGUGAAAGGAGGUGUCGACUGCUCCGUCCCACAAAUGGAGGCAGAUGUGAAAGCCCCAGGUGCAAACCUCAAUCUCGGCAUCCCAGGCGUCAAUAUCAAAGGGCCCUCGGUGGAUGUUUCUGCCCCAGAUAUGGAUGUAAACCUGAAAGGACCAAAGUUGAAAGGAGAUCUUGAUGUUUCUGCUGGCAUUAAAUCCCCCAAAGCAUCAGUGGACGCAUCCGAUGGCGGCUUUGAAAUUCUGGGUGGCACGAUCAAGCUCCCGUCCCUCAAGCUCCCCCAGUUUGGUGUUUCCAGUCCUGGUGUGGAUGGAGCAGAUGUAGGCAUUGGUCUUGAAGGUCCUCAAGUGAAAGGAGGCCUGAAGGGCUCAGGGGUUGGUGUUGGGAUGGAAGGACCCAAUGUGGAAUUGAAAGGGCCUAAGUUUCAAAUGCAGUCACCUGGCGUUUCCUUGUCGGACGUCGACCUGAAGCUGAAAGGACCAAACCUACGGGGUGACGUAGAUGUCGCCGGUGACAUCAAAGGUCCAAAAGUCAACGUGGAAGCACCUCGUGUCGACAUUAAGGAACCCGGAGCAGGUGUCCACCUCGAGGCUCCCACCGUGGAUGCGUCCGCACUGAAAGUUUCUGGGUCGGGUUUUAACGUCAAUGUAAAAGGGCCGAAGAUCAAAGGUGGUGCCGCUAUCUAUGGAGAAGCGGUGGCACCAGCUCUGAGCGCUGGCGGGGGAACUCUUCACGUUACCGGCCCGAAGGUGGGAAUUGGAGGUCCCAGCAUCACCACAAGCAGCCCAGAAAGCAGCUUGGGAAAAGUAUCGUUCCCCAAACUGCGAAUGCCUAAAUUUGUGUUUUCAGACCACGAGGUGAAGGGCAGAGAGAGGGGGGUCGACGUAGAGUUCCCCGGGGCGGAUGCUAACCUCCAGGCCGACGUCGCAGAACUCGAGUCGGAGGACGCGGAUGUCAGACUAAAGAAAUCCAAAAUCAAAAUGCCCAAGUUUAAUUUUUCCAAGCAGAAGGGAAGGAGUGGAGGUUCCCCGGAGGUUUCUGGAUCUGUUUCAGGAUCGAAAGGUGACCUGAAGAGCUCCAAGGUCAGUUUGGGGUCCGCAGAAGGCGAGCUCGAUGGCGGAGAGGGCCUGUCGUCGGCGAAAGGGAAGUUCUCCCUCUUUAAAAGCAAGAAGACGCGCCAUCGGUCGUCGUCCUUCAGCGACGAGCGCUCGUCCCACUCGACGCCCACGGGAACGCUGGAGCUGGAGAAGGGAAAACAAGGCAAAAUGAAAUUUGGGACGUUCGGGGGGAUCGGUUCAAAAACUAAAGGUUCUUACGAAGUGACGGGAAGCGACGAGGAGACGGGGAAAGCGCAGGGCAGCGGGGUCUCAUUAGCGUCCAAAAAAUCACGUCUUUCCUCUUCUUCCAGCAACGACAGCGGGACGAAGGGGGGUUUCCGUAUGCCCGGGGUGGAGCUGACGGUGGCCAAGAAAAAAGAGUAG